Molecule: messenger RNA, 1549 nt
Organism: Dermochelys coriacea (leatherback sea turtle)
Lineage: Eukaryota; Metazoa; Chordata; Testudines; Dermochelyidae
Gene: TMIE
Product: transmembrane inner ear
Exons: 4
Coding region: 354-1031 (225 amino acids)
Source: RefSeq, a predicted model, not a curated record
CAGCUGAACGGAAGCAGGGCUGUAAUAAGUAAAUAGCUUUCCUUUCUGGGGAGUGAGGUCUGAUCUCCAGUCACCACCUUGCUGGCAAGGUUAGAGCUCAGAGCACUGCCACCCCUCGGCCUAGAGCAUUCUGUAAGGGACACCAGUCUAAUUAAUUAAUGACUCCCCAGGGCUGGCUUUGCGACUGCUGGACUGGAAAGCAAGGCUGCAAGGAGUGGAAAGGACUGUACGGGGUAGCUUCUGGCAGAUGCUGAGACUGCUGCUGGAAGCUAGCUGGCUAUCAAUCACUCUUCCUGCUUGGGCUCCAGGACAGAGAGCAAGCAAGAGAGAGAGAGAGAGAGAGAGGAAAUAAGAUGGCGUGGGAUCAGCAUCCUCUCUGCUGGCAAAGGUGCUCGGCUCUCCUGCUAUCUUACUCCAGAGCAGCCAUGAGCCAGUUAAUAGAGGCCACCACUGAACCCCCCAAAAAGAAAUCAGACCCCGUCACUUCUGAGACCGUGGUUUUCUGGGGGCUACGCCUCUGGCAGGUGAUUGGAAUCUUUGCCAUCUUUGUCCUGGCCGUCAUUAUAACCCUGUGCUGUAUCUUCAAGUGCCGGAUUCCACGAACAAAGAAAGAGAUUGAGGCCCGGUAUGCACAGCGGCAGGCAGCCAAGACCUAUGCAGACAAACUGGAGACUGUACCACCACUCAGCGAGCUGACAGAGAUCCCUGGAGCUCAUGUGGCAGAAGAGAAGAAAGAGGAGGUGCCCACCGUCUCAGGGAAAGUGGACAGGGCCCAAGGCAAGAAAGAACGUUCCAAGGGAUCCAAGAAGAAAGAGGGCAGAAAGGAGCAGAAAGAAGGGUCCAAGAAAGAGGGGAAAGAUGAGACCAGAAAGAAGGAAGGAGGAAAGGGUGCAGGUGAAAAGAAGCAAAGAGGUGGAAGGAAAGGUGAGAAGGAGAUGGACACAGCUAAGGCAGGAGGCAGCACCAAGGUUGGCAGCAAAGCUGGGGGGAACACCAAGUCCUCAGCAAGGAAACCCCAGCAAAAGAAGUGAUCAGACCAACAGCAGAACUGCUGAUAUCCCCUCCCCCAAGCAUGCAGACCUGAUGUGGAGAGUGCAGUGCUAAUGCCUUGGACCUGGCACGGUGGGAACACGGAGGAGAUAAAAGCCUCAAGUUGUGGAGGGACAUCUGGAGCUACUUGAUUGAUUUCUUUAAAAGCAAAAUCGCCAUUUCUACAGAGGUGAUGUUUCUGCCAACGGAGAAUCUGCCUCGUUGGCUAGAAAGUUACUGGUGAACAGAAUGUCCCGUACAGUGCUGAUUGUGUUCCAGCAUACAGAUUGGAGUGAGAAAUAGGAGCACAGAUGGACUCAUACCAGCACAGAGCUGCCAAGAGCUAGAACAUCAGGAGCGAGUCUAUCUUGCAAUCAGAGGUGUGACUGCAGCAGGUCUAGACACACCUGAGCUAGCUUCGAUUUAGCUGGCUCGAGUACCAAUAGCAGUGAAACUGCAGCAGCAGGGGGCUGUACAACCCUGCCUGGGAUCCUGGGUAUAUACUUGAGUGGCAAGCUCA